Messenger RNA from Debaryomyces fabryi, 2898 nucleotides. RefSeq lists its product as uncharacterized. Gene Ontology annotation, cellular component: cytosol; nucleus. The coding region runs from base 1 to 2898 and encodes 965 amino acids. The transcript has a single exon. NCBI's taxonomy places the organism in Eukaryota, Fungi, Ascomycota, Pichiomycetes, Serinales, Debaryomycetaceae. The record is from RefSeq and is a predicted model, not a curated record. Gene Ontology annotation, molecular function: protein phosphatase binding; protein phosphatase regulator activity.
AUGUCGGGCUCUUUUUGGAAAUUUAGUAAUGGACUUUCUUCAUUGUCAAACAUAUCGACACUUUUAGAAAACCAUUCAAAUGACCAAGCAUCAAACAAUUCUUCAAAUUCGAAAACAUAUGAUUUGUUGAUGAAAUUGCUAGAAGAAAAUGACUUGUUGCAAGAAUUGUUGUCCAAUAACUCUAUGUUAUUAGAAUUCUUGAGGGAGGAAGAAGUGUUGAGCUUAUUAGUUGAUUUAGUUAUUGAAGAAGGAAACAUUGAUGAUUCAUUAAGCACAGAUGUGAGUAAAUUGAAGUUGGAUAGUAAAGGAUAUGAGUCAGAAAUUGAAAAAGUUGAUGACAAGGAUAUAUCUGAAAGAAAUAAGAAAAAUGACAAGAAAGACAAUUUAGGCAAGAAGGCGCACGAUGCUGAAGAUGAAAAGCAUGUUGAAGAUGAAAAUCAAGAUGAUGAAAAGGAUGAUGAAGAAGAUGAUGAGGAAGACGAUGAAGAAGACGAAGAAAACGAAGAUGAUGAUGAUGAUGAGGAAAAUGCAGAAACUGAUAACGAGACUGCUGAAGACAGGGCUGUUCGUCAUGCCACUUUAGCAGCGGAAAUUUUGAGUGCUGAUGUGUGGUCAUUGACUGACACAGUCAUGGAGUCUACUGAAAACUUAAAUAAGUUAUGGUCUGUGUUAGAUUCAAAGAAACCACUCUCGAUCAAUUUAUCGACUUACUUUAUGAAAAUUAUGGAGCAUUUAUUAGACAUGAAAUGUGACGAGAUGAUUGCAUAUCUUAUAGAUAACCAACCUAAUUUGGUAAAGAAGUUUAUAAAUCAUUUAUCAAACCCGCCAUUAAUGGACUUCCUUCUUAAGUUGAUAUCAACCGAUAAACCAGAUAACUCAACCGGGAUUAUUGAUUUUUUGCAGAAUCAAGAUUUUAUCACUCAUUUAAUCAAUUCUCUCGAUAUAACUGGUGAUGAUAAUGCAUCAGAAAAUUAUGACAUUUUGUUAGUCAAACAGUCAUCUGCAGCAGAUUUUUUAAAGGCGUUGAUUACCAUUUCAGCUAAUUCAACGACAGAUAACUCGACUAUUGGUCCUAAUGAGUUGACGAGAGAGUUGGUUUCAUAUGAUCAAAUGGACCGUUUGUGUAAAAUAAUGUUAAAAGGCGGAUAUGCCUUAGCUAAUGGUGUCGGUAUUAUUAUAGAAAUAAUCAGAAAAAACAAUUCGGACUAUGACAUUUUACCUGUUUUAUAUAUCACUCUAGAAAGUCACCCUCCCACUGGUAGGGAUCCUAUCUAUUUAGGUCACUUACUCAAGAUAUUUGGUAAUAAAAUUGAGGAUUUCAAUAAGCUAUUGAUGGAUGAAAACAGCAGCACGAAUUCCAUCUUAAAAACUCCGUUUGGUGAAAUAAAACCACUAGGAUUUGAAAGGUUUAAAAUUUGCGAAUUGAUUGCUGAAUUAUUACACUGUUCAAAUAUGGCAUUAUUAAAUGAUAAUAAAGGUUUUGACGUCGUUAAGGAGAGAGACAUAUUGAGAAAUAAAAUGAAAGAGUUCGAUCCUGUUAGUUUCAAGUACAAUGAAGUCAUUGUUUUACCUAACAAUGAAGGCGGGAAUGACAAAACUGAUAGCGAGAAUGAUAAUGACGGGAAAAACUCCCGCCAUAACGAAGAUGAUGAUUUCGCUAAUGACACAAUAGACUCAUUUAACUCUAAACUUAAUCAUGAGAAUGACACGAUGAUUCAAUAUCAAAACCCAGAUCAAGACGAUGAAGAAGAGCCUCAUGCAAAUGCAAAUUUAUCAGAAGAGCAAAUAAGAGCAAACCCUGUUAUAGGUGACUUCUUAAAAAUAUCCUUAUAUGAUACUCAAAUCAUUUCCAAUAUUUUAUUAAUGUUUUUUCAAUUUCCAUGGAACAACUUUUUACAUAAUGUUGUUUUCGACAUAGUUCAGCAAGUAUUGAAUGGAUCGAUGGAUAUUGGAUUUAAUAAAUUUCUUGCUAUUGACUUAUUUCAUUAUGGUGAUAUCACAAACAAAAUUAUUGAAGGUCAAAAACUUUGCACUGACUUUGAAGACAACCAUAAUGGAUUAAGACUUGGUUUCAUGGGGCACUUAACUUUAAUCGCUGAAGAGGUAGUAAAAUUCAUUCAAUUAUAUCCUACACAUACCUUGAGUGAAUUAAUUGACUCCAAGGUGGAAGAUGAAAUAUGGGAAGAGUAUGUUAGUCAUGUAUUAUAUGAUACAAGGGAGAAGUAUAACGCAAUUUUAGGUGGCGGUGAGGACGAUGAAGAGGAUGAUGAUGCAUCUAAUACUUUUGAUGAGGGUACCGGUGAAAUAAUUGAGCAAAAUGAUUUCAAGCCAGGAUUACUUCUUGAUCCCAAAACUGACCAUGAUAUAAUUGGAAGCGGUUUUGAGGAAGGUAGUAAAGAUGAUGGUCAUUAUGAAGAGAACAAGUAUCAUGAAAACGCUGACACAAUAAAAUCAAACUCGAGUGAUGAAUCAUCCGAAGAUGACGAUGACCACUUCACAAACUACAUGUCCCAACAACUUACAAAUACAGCUUCUACUGAAAUACUGUCUUCUGUCAAAUCUCCUAACGACGAAGAGUUUUCUGAAAAGAAUGAUUCGUUCAAGAGAAUUCCAGGUGAUAUAAAUAUACAUACCGAGAAUGAUGAGAUGGACACGGAUGAAUAUAUUGACCCCAAUGAUGAUGGUUUGUCUUAUAAAAAAUCACAUCCUUUAUAUGAUGCCAAGGGGUCAUUACUCAGUGCUUCCAGUCGUGAAGAUGAUGAAAUAUCUAGUGAAGAUUCUAGUUCCAGCUCUUCCGAUAGCGAUGAUGAAAUAAUUCUUGAUGAUGAUAAUGAAAGUAAAAUUAAUGAAAAGGGGUCUAAUGGUAAUAAAUUAUCUAGAUCUGCAAGUAGAAGUUGA